Messenger RNA from Oldenlandia corymbosa var. corymbosa, 779 nucleotides. Lineage: Eukaryota; Viridiplantae; Streptophyta; Magnoliopsida; Gentianales; Rubiaceae. The record is from the annotation of a GenBank genome assembly.
AUGGAUUAUUUGAAAAUAAGCAUUUCAAUGCUCAUCAUUUCUUGUCUGUGCAAUAUUUCUUGUGCUCAACUUCGAGUUGGAUUCUACAAUUCUUCUUGCCCACGAGCUGAAUCCAUUGUUAGAGAAGUUGUACUGAAGAGUGUCCCCACUGGCAGACGUGAUGGUUUUGUUUCCGAUGUAUUCGAAGUCGAUUUGCCUGGACCGGAACUUUCCAUAUCCGACGCGGCCCAAUUUUUCGUCGUUAAAGGGCUAACCCUAAAUGACAUGGUUGCCCUUAUGGGAGCUCACUCUGUCGGAGUCGCUCAUUGCGGGUUUUUCCAAGACCGUCUUUCGGAUUUCCAAGGCUCCGGGAAACCGGAUCCUACGAUGAAUCCGGCGUUGGCUGCAAGGCUUUCGAGGACCUGUGGGAGACAAUCUAGACCGUUAAAUAAGGAUCCAACAGUGAAUUUGGAUCAGAACACAACACUUACACUGGAUAAUGAAUUCUAUCAUCAAGUGAGGUCUCGUAAUGGGAUUUUACAAAUUGAUCAAGAGCUUGCUUUGGACAAAUCUACUGCUUCAUUGGUGUUUAGAUUGGCUGCAAACAGUAGCCUAUUCAGACAAGCUUUUGCAGCUGCGAUGAUAAAGUUGGGAAAGGUGGAGGUUCUUGUUGGCAAAAACGGAGAGGUGAGAAAGAAUUGUAGGGUAUUUAACAAAUCGGCAAGGCCUAAAACUCCGAAACGUAAAACGCAUUAAAUGUGUGUUUUCUUUUUCUUCUUGAUCGACUUUUUUUGUUAUUG